Molecule: messenger RNA, 950 nt
Organism: Gasterosteus aculeatus aculeatus (three-spined stickleback)
Lineage: Eukaryota; Metazoa; Chordata; Actinopteri; Perciformes; Gasterosteidae
Source: RefSeq, a predicted model, not a curated record
CCCCCCCCUUCUGUCCCGGGUCUGUGAUCACCUACAACGAACUUCAACGUCCAUUGGCUACCAUGACAACAGAGGCGAGCGCAGUGAGCGAGGCCGACACCGAGGGUAAACCGAAGGCCGGCGGCGCCGAACCCGAACCCGAGAACAACCAGAAGCCGGAGGCGGCGGCGUCCGAACCGGAGGGAGGGCCGUCGAGCAAGAAGGCCGAGGAGCAGGCGUCUGAGCCGGGGCCGGCCGACGUGCCCACCUCCCCUCAGGAGGAGCAGCUAAAGCCCCGUACCCGCACCUCUGCUGGCAAAGGCCUGUCUCGCCUCUUCUCCUCCUUCCUUAAUCGCCGCUCGCAGUGCUCCGAGGGAGAGGGGUGCGAGGCAGAGAAAGCCGGUGAGGAAAAGGCGGACGCGGAGGGCAAAGUUGACGCCCCGGAUGAGGAGAAGAAGGAAAGCGUGAAGCGCGAAGAGAAGGAGGCCAAAGCAGAGGACGAAACAUCUGGAGUAAAAGAAGUGAAAAAGGAGGAAGAGCAAAAAGAGGAGAAGGAGAAACAAGACGAGAAGGUUGAGAAGAGGGGCAGUAAAAAGAAAAAGAAAGAAGCCAAGAAGAAAGCAGAGAAAAAGAGUGAGGAGAAAGUGAAAAUCGACGAGGAGAAAAAAGAGAAGGAGAAAAAGGAAGAGGAGGAGGAGAAAGCCUCACAAGCUGUAGAAAAGGAGGAAACGGUGGAGAUAAAAGACAAACAAGAGGAGACCGCUGAGGUUAAAGAGAAGGAGGCCGUAUCUGAGAAGAAAGAGGAGGAAAAAGUUGAUAAGCGAGUUACAAAGAAAAAAGAAAAGGAGGACAAGGUAAAGAAGAAGGAAGAGGAGAAAGCAAAGAAGAAAGCAGAGGAAGAAGAAAGGGUGAAGAAGCUCCAGAGGAAAAAAAGCAAGAAGCAGAGACAAAAAAGGAGCCUGAAGAAGUAA